GCGGGGUAACCUGUUUGUCCGCUUUCUGCCGCUGAAGUCGUCCACCUGUCCUGUGCUGGGACCCACACACACACGCCAGGCUGAUGGUGCCUCAGGUUUCGGUCCAAGUGGAUUUUGGUCUGCCGCUGUGAGAGCCAGCACCCAACAGGACAAAUGGCCUCCAGGUUCAACAGGCGGAGCCUCUCCGACGUCCUGACCCUGGAGCGAUCGGAGCAGGGGGCCUUGGUUAUUUCCAACAUCGACGACGACGACUUGGCCAAUCGGAGGCUGAGGGAAGGGGACGAAGUGGUCGGGGCCACCAUCAACUUCGACCAUCUGUCCAAGGACGAGGUGCUGAGCGUGCUGAGGCUGAUCGAGCCCUACGAUGACAAAGUCCAGGUGCUCACCAGGAACAACAUGAGCCGUAGCCUGGGGAACCUGAACCAGGUCAACGUCACUCCGGAAACGAUGCUGAAUAAUUCCUACAACAAGCUGUACAACACCAAGAUCAAGAGGUUCAUGCGUCGCGAUUCGUCUGACAGCGAGAACCUCAGAGGCUUUGUGCAAACACUGCCUCACUCGUCCAAAGUCAGGACAAAACUGGACAACGACUUGCCUCGUCUCGGAGUGGACUUCGGACGCCUCGAGUCAAACGCGCACGACCGACAUUUCACUACCGUCCCGGACUUUCCUUCCGGAAGUUUCUCCCAGGGCCCUAACAUGAACCUGCCUCCUCUGGCCGUGGGCUCCAGCGGCGCCGAGAGGAAAGCCGGACAUGGAGUUCAGGUUUCACACCUGCUGAAUGGCCGAGGACAGGACGUGUACGGCCCGAGCUCAGGGUUUGAUCUUAACGGAGGAUAUGUCAGCAAACUGAAUAUGGGCAAUCACAACAUGGAGGGUCUGAGUGGGGAUGCGGAUUGGGAUGUGGACGGUUAUGGAGGGACAGCUGGAACCUCUCUAGGAUCAGCCAAAAUAAAUGCCCCUUACUUUGAUUUGAACGGUGCAGGCUACGGUCAACAUUCAGGAAAGCUCCCAGUGUCUCAAGACAAUUAUGGUCUUGAAAGUCCCUCUUUAGAUGUGAACACUGCAGACCUCCGUGUCAACACACCCAGGAUGAGAGGUGACUUCAGUACACCGGGCGUAGACCUGCACUCAUCUCAACUGCACGGCAUCAGUAUUCCCACCCCUGCAGUCCGCACCAAGGUUUCAUCUGCUAAGUACAAGGCCCCCAAGUUUACGAUGCCAAAGUUUGAUAUACCCAUUGUGGAAGUCCCUGGCAUUAAUGGCCCAGACUGGGACAUCAACGCACCAAAGUUAGAUCCCAACGGUCCCAAUGCUGAUUUUGAUAUCAAUGGAAAAUUCCGAAAGCCAAACUUGCCUAAUGUAGGUCUGAAUGGUCCCAAGUUAAGUGGUCCUAACCUAAGCCUCAAAACUGACCUAGACCACAGUGUUCCUAACCUCAGUGGUGGAAUAAAAGCACCACACCUGAAAACACCCAAACUUAAGACCCCUACAUUGAAGAUGCCAGACAUGAAAAUUAAAAAUCCAAGGCUAAAACUGGACACCCCAGACUUGGAUUUACCCAACGUGGACUAUGAAACUCCCAAGUUGGAUCUGAACGCUCCAGCCGUCGAUAUAGGAUCACCGAAUGCCAAACUAAACAUGCCCAAGUUGAAGAUGCCUAAACUUGGUCGCCCAAACCUUAAAGGGCCUGACAUUGAUGCAGACCUGGAUGGUCUAGGCGUAGACGUCAAUGCACCCAAGGUAAAUCUCAGUGGUCCCAACAUGGACCUCAAAACUCCCAAGUUGGACCUGAACGCUCCAAACACCAAACUAUCCAUGCCCAAAUUUAAGAUGCCUAAAUUCAAGGGUCGAAGCCUUAAACCUCCUAAAAUUGAUGCUGACCUGGAUGGUCUAGACAUGGACAUCAAUGCACCCAAAGUAAAUCUUGGUGAUCCUAACCUGGCCCUUAAGACUCCUGACCUAGAUUUCAGUGGUCCUAAUAUGGACCUUAAGACUCCUGACCUAGGUUUCAGUGGUCCUAACCUGGACCUCAACCCCAAUUUUGGGAUACAUGCACCACAACUGAAAAUGCCCAAAUUUAAGACCCCUAAACUUGAUCUCAAUGGUCCAGAUUUGGACUUGCCAUCAGUAGACAUGCCCGAUCUUAAUGGUCCCGACUUGAAACUGAAAACUCCACACAUAAAAGGUGGUAUUGAUGCCCCCAACUUGGACUUACCCAAUUUGGACCUAAAAGCUCCCAAGUUGGAUUUGAAAACUCCAGACCUCAACAUUGGAUCACCAAAAACUAGAUUUAAAUUCCCCAAACUAAAGUUACCUAAACUGGGGCGUCGAAGCCUUAAAGCUCCCGACAUUGAUGCAGACCUGGAUGUUCCAGACCUUGACAUUAAUGCACCUAAAUUAAAUCUCAAAGGUCCCAAAGCUGAUUUAGGUAUUGAUGGAAAGUUUAAAAAGCCAAAGAUUCAUCUGCCCAAGUUAGAUGGUCCUAAUUUUGAUAUGAAGUCUCCUGAUCUAAAAAUGCCCAAGCUUGACCUGAAAAAGCCCAAACUGGACCUGAAUGCACCAAAGUUGAAAGCCCCAAAGAUGGAUCUCCAUCGACCAGAAUGGGACGUUGAGAUUCCGUCCGCCAAAAUGAAAAUGCCGAAAUUCAAAGGGCCAAAAGUGGAUCUCCCAACAUUGGACGGUCCGGACAUACACGGUCCAGACUUCGACAUCAAUGCACCAGAUGUGAACCUCAAAGGGCCAAAAGCUCCACAUUUGAAGUUUCGAGGAAAAUACAAAGAGCCUCACUUGGACGGACCAGAUUUUAACCUGAAGUCACCAACUAUUCAUGGAAAAUUGCCCCAAGGCAACGUUGAUCUAAACGUCAGAGCGCCAAAGAUGAAGGGGUCAUUUGACACCCCCAGAGUGGACCUCCCAGACAUGGACCUCGAUGCUCCUCAUUUAAGAAAAUCUCACAUGAGAAUGCCGAGUUUGGACUUCAAUGGAGGCGUAAACGGACCUGACCUCGGUGUCCCAGGUGUGGAUAUCAGAGGCCCAAAUAUGAAACCCAAAAUGCCAAGUUUAGACAUCGACGACAUUGACAUGAGCUUUUCAGACCCCACGAUGAGGCUCGGAGCUCCGGAUCUCGACGUAGACGAUACUUCAAUAAACUUUAAGAAGUCGUUAAUUGGAAAGUCGGCUAUCAAACUGCCUGGUAUGGGUCUGGACCUAGACCAGGACAUCGCACAACCUCGUCUAAAAACCAUGUCUGGCCAUCUGGACGCGUCUUUGGAUGACAUCGACUUUACCCGCUCAGACCUCAACAUAGACGACUUCACAGGCAAGCACCAUGUUCCCCGGAGCAGAGCGUCCACCAUGGACUUCCAGCUUCCAUCGACAUCUGGUAUCAGCGCUGACCUGAAGACGCAAGCCCGCAGUGGACUCCAGCUGGACGCAGGCACUGACCUUUAUGCAAAAGUGUCCCGCACCGUCAAUGGCGCUCACGCGUCUUAUUCCCAGUCUUCCCAACAAAGAGCUGCCGACGCUUCGGCCGAGUACUUCGUUACAGAGUUCCCAUCACAAGAGCAAAGUCCAAACACCGUGACCCACACGUACAGCACGCUUGGGGGGAUGCAGUUUAAUCCAGGUGACGUUAACCUGGAAGUUCCGGAUCAAAGCGAACUAAAAGCCUCAUCCUUCAUCUUCUCUCACAUGGUUUAGGCCCCCAAAGCCGGAAGUCUGUCCAUGUGGUUCGCCACUAAAGCCAUCCAGGAUCACGUUGAACGACCAAAAGUACUUUUUACUCCUACUGUGCAAUAUUGCUUUUGUCUACGUUCACUUUGCUGCAGUUUCAAAUCCAGGUCUUGCCAGUGCUAUUUGGACACGUGGCCAGACCAGAUCCUUCUAUGGAUUCUUUGAAACUUUGGAGUAAAUGGUCAGAUGUGUACAUUACUGUGGUUGUACAUAGAACACCUGUAUAUUUAUAUACUGUCAUGUCCAUUUUUAUGCAGUGUAUUAAAAUGUCUACUGCCUU
Messenger RNA from Nerophis lumbriciformis (worm pipefish), 4015 nucleotides. RefSeq lists its product as uncharacterized. Gene Ontology annotation, biological process: regulation of RNA splicing. NCBI's taxonomy places the organism in Eukaryota, Metazoa, Chordata, Actinopteri, Syngnathiformes, Syngnathidae. Gene Ontology annotation, cellular component: cytoplasm; nucleus; costamere. The record is from RefSeq and is a predicted model, not a curated record.